GUCGCGCUGUCAGAUGAACAAACGAAAAGGAAAACGAACCAGCAGAAAGGGGAAAAAGUAGAAGCAAAACGCAAACUCUCCGAAAAAAACCAACAAUCAGCUAACAAAUUUGGUGCGCGCUAGGGAAACGACACUGUUCCUCCCAAGUGUGUGCGUGUGUUUGUGCGGGCGUGUGUGGCUUUUUUUAUUAUUAUUUUCGAACCAUAAUCGAAACAUCUGCCCAGCCUAUGCAAGCUGGGUGCGCCGUACAUACAGCCCAUCCGAUAGAAUAAGCGUUCGAAGCGCCGCGCUCGCGUAUCCCACCGAAUCUCAAUCAACGAAUCUCUCCCAUCACACGCAGAAAUGGCGAUCAAGGGCUGCUGCUCCGUGGUCAAGUACCUGGUGGUGCUGGUGAACCUACUGUUCUGGGUCGUCGGAUUUUUAAUUGUGUCGCUCGCCAUCUGGAUGCUGUCCGAUCCUACCUUCCUGAUAUCGAUGACCCAGAACGAGACGAACUACACGAUCGGGCUGUACAUCUUCCUGGUGGUCGGUGGGCUGAUGCUGGUCGUCGCCUUUCUUGGCUGCUGCGGUGCAUUUAAGGAAUCGCAAUGGAUGCUCACUUCGUUCUUCUGCUGCCUGUUGAUGGUGCUCGUUGCCGAGCUGGCCGCCGGUGCCUGGGCGUUCCAAAACUCGGACAAGCUGGACAACGUGGUCCGUUCGGCGGUGAAGGAAGCGGUCCAGACGCAGUACGGCGUCAUUCCCAUGCGCACCGCCACGCUUGAUGCGAUCCAGAAGCAUUACAAGUGCUGCGGAGCCGAGGGACCGAACGACUGGCAAUCAAGCGCGUUCAACAACGCGGAGCGGCCGACACCGAGCAUCGAGAUCUCCAAUCAACCGACCAUCUACAAGGUGCCGGAAACGUGCUGCGUGUCCAACAUUACGCCCGAGCAGUGCGAAAAAGCGACGCGGAUGGAGUUCCUGGCGUCGACCAAGAAGCAGCCGCAUCUGUUCGCCGACGGUUGCAUGGAAAAGCUGGUACAGGCGGUACAGGAUAACAUCAAGCUGAUCUGUUACGUCGGUGCGGCGAUCGUCGGCAUCGAGUUGCUGACGCUGAUACUUUCCCUGCUGCUGUGUUGCGCGAUCCGCCGAAACGAUAACUACAAGCACUAAAAGGGGAGAAGCAGUGCCAGCAGCAGCAGCAGCAAACCAAGCCAAAAUCGGUCAUCGAUUGACAGUUUGCUUUUUUUAUUAUGAUUCUCUUCCCUCCUCUUUUUUAAAUGUCUCCCUCGUCGUAUGCAUAUUUAUAGGUGUAUAUCCUUUGGCGAAGGGUGAAUUUAGGUAUUUUGUCGAUUGGACCGAUCUUGCUUUCUUGACAGAAUCGAUGUCGGAGUGCACUUCGGCAGAGGUUCUGAGCGGUCGCAGCUGGAUCCACUCUAGGCGCGAUAUCGGUUUACCCGUCGCUAGUAUCCAUACGUACAUAUAUACAUACACCUGUUUACUAAAUAACGAAACGAAAACGAAUCCCUACGAUGUAGAUCUUAUAACAACAAAUGGCCAUGACAAAGCUUUUAGUUUUUUGUUUUGUUUGUUUUUUAAUCGUAAACGAUAAAUAAUACUUAACCACGUUUCUUCUCCGUCUUAAUCCGUCUCCUAGUUAACAUUAACGAAUCGUUUUAUUAGGUGUAUUUAAAAAAGCUGAUAAGUGUUUGACAGCGCACAAAACCCGCCAGCCUGUGCUGCGGACGAACUAACACAAUAUGGUAGUAUUAGUAGUAAUCCGCGUCCUCCCCCAAAGCCAAAAACAAAAUGCGUCGAUAUAUUUGAUGCUUUUUUUAAUUUCUUUUCAAAGAAAUGAAACACACAAAAAUGGCAAUUAUGCUCUUAUUUAUAUGAUUUACAAACACACUUACAAAAGAACAAACAAGAAAAAAAUCGAACUCUAGUAGGCACGCUCGAUUAGUGCAACUAAUGCUAAAUAUUUUAAUACUAUACGUUUAUCUAUAUACACAUACAUUAUAUAUAUAUACAAACACACAUAUGAGUAUAUUUUUCUCGCUGAGUCCGUAGCUAGAGUUACCGUUGUACUUUAACGAACAAAGAAAAGCAAAACGAUGCAAAGCAAGUGUAGUACACGAGAUAUAAGCACUCCCGUUUUUUUUCGGCGGGUUGCGACACAUUCUGCCUACACGUAGGUCACAACACUUAUAUAUGUAUGUAAACUUGAAUGAUACAAACAUCGUACACACAAGCGCGCGCGCACGCAUUCUUCGUACAAAUAGAAACAAAAAGCAGCAGAAUCCCAGAUUGUUCGCUAACGAAUUAUGGUAAAUGUCUAUUGAAUCGAUUGUGUUCUCUAAACUGUAAGGUGAAUAAAAUUUUAUUUUAUAUUCGUUUAAAAAUUCA
This is a messenger RNA of Anopheles merus, 2382 nucleotides long. RefSeq names its product CD81 protein-like. The record is from RefSeq and is a predicted model, not a curated record. Bases 343 to 1149 code for a protein of 268 amino acids. Lineage: Eukaryota; Metazoa; Arthropoda; Insecta; Diptera; Culicidae. Gene Ontology annotation, cellular component: membrane. The transcript has 5 exons.